UCCAUCUUCGGCCCAGCCCACUUCUUCAUUCUCUCGAAGCCUCCAUUGCCUCCUGUGUUGUUUUCACGAACAUUUUCGCAGUGGAGCCCGGAAAUGUAUUGAUUGCGCCCAAAUUUCAAGGCCGAAUCAGCCGAUGGACCAUUCCGACUUAUCUUAAGCAGGGUGCUCGAAGGAGGUCAGCAUGAAGUUUUUUGAGGCGAAAACCGUUUUCAACUACUCGUGGGACCAGGUGGCCGAGGGCUUCUGGCAGCGCUACCCCAAUCCCUUCAGCACCCACGUUCUCUCCGAGGACACCGUCUUCCGGCAAGUGGACACCAGCGGCCGUCUCAAGUCGCUGAGGUUGCUGACCAAGACGAACUUGCCGCCUAAGUGGGGCGAGCAUGUCGUCUCGAACCGGACAGUCAAGAUAAUAGAGGAAUCGAUUGUGGACCCGAAAAGCAAAACUCUGACCACCUACACCAGAAACAUUGGCUACACAAAAGUCAUGAGCAUAACUGAGAAAGUGGUUUACAAACAAAGUAAAGAAAACCCAGCGCAGACCGUGGCUGAGCGUUCAGCUUGGAUUGACUCGCAGCUAUAUGGCCUGAGCCGACCUAUUCAAGCCUUCGGCCUUGAUCGUUUCAAGAAAAACUGUGUCAAAGCGGAAAAGGGAUACCAAAUUGUGCUAAACACCAUGUUCCCUGGACACGAAUUGCCGGCCCUGCUGCAGACCCAGAAGCCCUCAGUCCUUGCAGAACAGAAGGAAAAGCUGAAAGAGUCGGCCAAGAGGGCCACCGAGUUGGCCAAAGCUAAGGCGCGGCCGGUUGUAGCCGCCUGUCAGCCCGAAGUUGAGUAAAUGAGUAGAGGUGUAGACUUAAAAGCUGACGAGAGUAAACAAAUUGAACAAUUUUGUAUGUCUAGAGGACAAGAAACAAUAAUUUCGUGCACAGAUGCACUUCCUAAAUUACUCAUACUCAGUGAUUAGAGGUGAAACUAAAUUUUUUUAUAUAGGUACCAUGAAUUAAAGUCUCGAUUGCGCAUCUACACGUUUUAGUUGGGGUUGGGAACUAUACUUUCGUUGCUUAUCAUUGCCACGCUAUAUUGUGAUUGAUCAUACUUUUCUCUUUUAAUCUAUUGUUAGUGAUCAUGCUAGAAAUUCCCUACUCUUGAGUCUUAUUCCAGGCUUGGGCACAUUCGCUAAAGUAACAGAAAGCUAAUAAAUUUACAAUAAAAUAAUGAGUCUGUUGCUUUUGUAGCAUUUUGUGUAAAAGUUCUAACACUUGGAUCAAUGAUAAAUAAACUCUAAGAGCUUUUAUCAAAUA
Messenger RNA from Neocloeon triangulifer, 1301 nucleotides. It is a transcript of the gene prel, whose product is annotated as PRELI domain-containing protein 1, mitochondrial. Lineage: Eukaryota; Metazoa; Arthropoda; Insecta; Ephemeroptera; Baetidae. The record is from RefSeq and is a predicted model, not a curated record. Gene Ontology annotation, cellular component: mitochondrial intermembrane space. Gene Ontology annotation, biological process: phospholipid transport. The transcript has 3 exons. The coding region runs from base 182 to 835 and encodes 217 amino acids. Gene Ontology annotation, molecular function: phosphatidic acid transfer activity.